This is a messenger RNA of Cynoglossus semilaevis (tongue sole), 4489 nucleotides long. It is a transcript of the gene ccdc120b, whose product is annotated as coiled-coil domain containing 120b. Bases 2567 to 4378 code for a protein of 603 amino acids. Lineage: Eukaryota; Metazoa; Chordata; Actinopteri; Pleuronectiformes; Cynoglossidae. The transcript is spliced from 11 exons. The record is from RefSeq and is a predicted model, not a curated record.
UUUAUGAUAAGUAUUUGUUAGAAUACAAACUACCCAUCUUCUAAAAUAUUUUGUCUAUGCAAAAGUGAGUUGAUACAGUAUGAUCACUUUGUGUCAUUUGUUUCCAUCUUUUUAUUUACACUGCUGUCCAGUUAAUGUGAGCAAUAUUUGAGUCUGCAUGUUGGUUGUAUCAUGCAGACUGGCCUCAGCUUCAGACUUGGUGACUUGAAGCACAGACAAAUGUCAGUCUGAGAGAAUCUGGUAUUUUUAUAACUUCAUUUACCCUGAUGUGUACUGUAUGUAUGACCCCAUACUGGACCAGCACCUGGUGUUUGGAGAUUCCUGAUUUAUACUAUACAGUACUCAAUUUACCCUGUUCCAUUAAACCUCUCACCCUGUUUUUUAUGUGCUGAUUGUCAGAAGGCCAUUCACUAUAGUGAGUCAUUUCUGUGAUGUAACAAAACUGCGUUUCAAGCAAGAAUUUCUGUUUCCAAAUACCAUAUUUGUUAAGCUAUUUUUUUUAACCAAUGUCUACCUGUGUUUCCAUAGCAAUGCUGGUCCUGUGGACUUCAUGCAAAAUAGAUUCCUGGCAUUGAUGCCACUCUGCAAAAAUACACAGAAGUGUUUGAACUUUGUCUUUGUCAUCAGACUAUUGUUGAAAAGCUUCAUGUGGCUCAGAGUCUGCUGUUUACAGACCCGAGUCAGGUUAAAAAUAGUUUGUCCUACUUGGUUAAAUUGCCGACCAAAUUAUAAAGCUCAGUUCUUGGAUCAGUUGAAGGUCGGGCCCUGUAAGCUCCACCCGUCGAGUUUCCCUACUCUCUCAUUCCCCAUCCCUGCAGCAGGCCUCUGUUUAAAAAGUCUUUUAUGUAACUAUUAAUUUUUGUUGCCACCCAAACACAGACUGACUUUGACUGAUCUAAUAUAUAUCUUUAUAUUUAUAUACAGUUUUCAGUAGGCAGCGAAUUGUUCCACCAUAAUUGUUUUUAUAAUUAUUUUUAAUUUUAAUCUUCACAGGAAUCAAUUUACAUAUGAGAAUUUAAAUAAAAAAAAAAAAAGAUCAAAUAAACUCCCCCCCUUUUCAGGAUGUGAAACAUUUUAAUGCAGUUGGUAAAAGCCAUAAAGAAAGAGUUUUAAUGCAUCACAAAGAAGUUUAUAUAUAUGUAUAUAUACAAUAUAUAGUUAUCCAUAUAUAUAUAUAGUUAUUGUAUAGUAUAUUUAAAAGAAGUCAAAAUGGGAUGUUUACAAAACUGCGUACUCUAGGUAUAACUGCCUCUUGUAUGGAUUAACCAAUUCAAGAGCGGGUGAAACGGACUCAGAAUUUGGAGUGUUUGUACAAGGACACAUGGUCCUUGAUUUACGACGUCCUCAAUCUACGGCGUUUCGUGGUUACGUGUUAUUCGUAAGAUGUUUUUAUGUCCUAGAUUAUGAUGUCACCACUGUGUUAGUGUAGGUGAGUGACAUAGGUACUGAUGGACAGUGUGUGAGCAAACGGCAAAUACCGAGUUACAUUGGACCAUAGAAAUGAAAUGGACCUCUGUAGUCUCUAAUCAGAAAAUAAUGUAAAUAAAAUGUGAAGCUGGUGCUGAGGAAUUUUUGUUCAUUUGCUAUUUGUUGCAAAAAAGUUCUUUAAAAAAAAUAUUUGAAUAGAUUUGAUCUUUUUUACUAGUGAAAAGGGAGAGCAGUGGACACUAGCAAAGUACCUGGAAAUGCAUUCUGCCUUAGUACAUAAGGACAAUAUUAAUGUUGAAAGUAAGGUAAACUAAGACCUCCAGCAGCCUUUGCCUUAGUUAAUUUUUUUUAAAUGUAACGUGCCUUAUCGUACACAAAGAGUCAAAUGUAAAAAAUUGAAAAAAAAAAAAGCAAAACAAGGUUCCUAAAAAGACGUACAUUUCCUUUAAAUCCCUGAGACUAGUUGCAUUUGUUAGGUCACGGUACUGACAUUUACACUAUAAUGAUUUUUUUUCAGGCACCAGGGGAAAUAGCGCCACGGUCACCGUUGUGGCAGCAGCAGACUUUGCAGGCAGCUGCUCUGGGUCACAGCGGCUUCAGAUGCGCAGCAGCGCCUCGACGCAGUGGAGGACGCGACGCCGCUGCUGCUGUUCGUGACCAAUCACAGUCGGGACAAGAAGACAACAUGUAUCUGAGGACAUACCUGUUUCAUUUAACGUAAAAAAAAAAAAAAAAAAAACACGGUUGCAGGUUUUCGGGAGGGUUGACUGGCUGUCGUGAUCCUGCGCCGGGAUGAAUGCUCCUGGCUGGGCUUUAAUUCCAGAAGAGCGCAAAGGAGGACGAGCAGGAGGAGAAGACGUCGGUCAUGAUCUUCGUUGAGCAGUAACAUCUUCAUGUCCUGACUCGACACGGAAUAAACACUACUGAUACGGAUUGUUGUGUAGCCCGAGCAGAUCUGCGCUGCCUUCUCCGGGGAGAACCUGGCUCUGUCCGAUGUAGGGGACAACGAUGCUAAUCAGCUUCUGACUUGCUAGAAAUGCAACUGUUGACCUCAAACAAAAGACAGUGCGUUGCUGUAAGUACAAGGUGAGGGUGUGGCUGGGAGUCUGAGCUGUGAGGUCCUCUGAGUGUCAGCCACAUGGAGGUCAAAGGACACCUGAUCACGUCCAUGGGUCUCGGAGCUCCUGCUGUACAGGGCAGCCAGGCCAACAAGCUGCAGGCCGAGAGGAUUGUGGCUCUGCAGGAGAGGAAACAAGCCCUGGAGGCUCUCCUCAACUCCAGAGUGGGAGAGCUCAGAGAUGUCUGUCUGCAGGAGGCGGAGCUGACUGGAAAACUGCCACAUGCUUUCCCCCUAGAGAGGGGAGAGAAACCACCAGUGGUGCGCCGCAGAGUUGGCUUUGGUUCCUGCACCACAGCUGAGGAUGACGCUGCUCAAAAAAAGCAGAUAAAGGCCAUCUUCACUGGUUCUCUGUACAAACUCUCUGAAUCGGACCGAAAUGUCCCAAACAACAAGAGGACGGUUCAUAGAGGGUGUCACACAGAGGACACUGUCAUGUCAGAAAGUACAAGCUCCACAUCAGAUUCAACAUCCCAUGGUAAUGAGUCAUCUCCCAGCGUGGGCACUGACCAGCACUCUGUGUCUCAGCCGCGACUGACCGUAGGCAGCCCUGACCACAGAAUCAGCAGAAAACUGUCUCCUGUAGAGAUUUACUACGAGAUGAGGACACGCCGGAACUCUGCCACAAGUUCUGUUAGUCCAACCCACUCUUUGCCCAGAAGUGCAUCCAAUGUUGAAGGUCGAAGUGUCCCAGCAACACCACUGUUGGCCAGAACAGCUCCGAUCAGUGUUCAUGUCAGGUCCAAUGCGUCAGGUGGUAAUGGGUUGAAGCAGUGGUCUGGCAGCCUGGACGUUCCUUACAUGAUUCCGCUGGCUCAGGAGGGCUCUCCGUUCAGUUCUCGGGCGAGGCGCAGUAACAGCUCGGAGGCCCUGUUGGACAGAUCCAACAUUUCUGAUGACUCAGCACCCAGAAAUGGUUUGCCACCCAAAGGAGGGCCGUACAAAAGCUCGGAGACGUUAACCGAUGGCAAGUUGCAACACAUUCAUCUUGGCAGCCCCAAGGGUCAUGUGGACAGUUUUAUGGAGCAAGUCAAAAUGAGUCUGUCCAGUGGCAGAGGGGCAGGGGGGGGCUACAAUGACCUCUUAAUGGAUUAUAUCUGGGGGAAGCAGCAAAAGAUGCAAAUGCAGCAACACCUGUACCAGUCUACAGGCCGGAUCUGGCAGGACAUGUCCUCACCUCGCUCCUCCACAGCUGUGGCGCCUCCUCAUGCAAAUGGAUUCUCUCAUUCCCAGGUGCACAUCCCCAGUGCUGCGGCUCCUUAUAGUCCUGUAGUUCCGAGAGGGUCUCAGGGGGAGCUGCGCAGAGUGACCAGAACCAAAUCUUGCGGCCCUUUUAUUCCACUGCAGGAUGCAGUCCUGUUGUCAGCGUAUGAGUCUCAGCUCCCUGCGUCUAGCGUUACUACUUCUUCCAUCCCCAACUUGCACCCUUACCAGACUGAGCUGUCUGGAAACUCCUUUAGCCGAAGACCCCCACAGUUCUCUUUACCUACUCCAGAGGACUCGACCAGAAGCCUGCAUAAAUCCCUGGCCCUGGAAGGACUGAGAGACUGGUAUCUGAGGAAUGCUCUUGGCUAUUCACCUGCUGCAUCCAAGGGCCACGAGGCUGGGAUUUCACGCCUCUCGCACCCCCACCCACUGGUGCAUCAGCCCCAGUCUGUUCAGGGUGAAGCAGGCAACACCAACGGACCUCAGAUACCGCAGUCAGCCAGCUUCCACGGUCUACCACUGCACGGAAGGUCAAUGGAGUUCUCUCUGUAUCAGGAGACUUCACGUCCACAAAUGCAAGAGGCGACCACAAAAGAGCCAAGUGCCGACUCAGGCACCCUUGUCUGAUGCAGCAAAACGCACAUUGACACACACACACAUAUACACACAGAGAGACAUGAGACAUGAGAGAGAGAGGGAGAAAGAUACAAUGUGACCUCAACUGCAAAACAAAACAAG